ACUCAGUGGAGGCGUUCAAAACCUAGUCGUGAUGUUGUCGAAACAUUCAUUAGAUCUGCUAGAUCUGUCCAGAAACGAUAUUAAAGAUGCAGGUUUAAUGUAUCUCACUGCACAGAUAACAAAAGGAGCUGUUAUUAAACGGUUAAAUUUGAGUUACAAUGACCUUGGAGUAGAUGGGGCUAUUGCUCUUGCUGAAGCGUAUGGGCUCAAUAACAAAGUGACGCAUCUUGACCUCUCGUGGAACAGAAUAUAUCCAACACCAGGUGCAAAUUUCUUGAUAAGGACACUGGGUGACAAUAAAUCGCUAAGGAAGUUAAACUUGUCUUGGAAUGCUCUCACCGUUGGAAUACCUCUGAGGAAACUGCUUACUGUGACGACAUUGAAAAUUUUAGAUUUGAGUAACAAUAAGUAUGCGAUAGUCUGUUGUUUGGUAGUUUUAGUUACAUGUAUAAUGUAAAUCUACGUCAAUGAGAUUAAU
Molecule: messenger RNA, 478 nt
Organism: Manduca sexta (tobacco hornworm)
Lineage: Eukaryota; Metazoa; Arthropoda; Insecta; Lepidoptera; Sphingidae
Product: leucine-rich repeat-containing protein 74A-like
Exons: 3
Coding region: 32-457 (141 amino acids)
Molecular function (GO): protein binding
Source: RefSeq, a predicted model, not a curated record